CCAAAAUCCACUCAAUCGACUCAAUCAAUCCAGUCCAGUUCCACUGUUCCAGUUACUGGAACUGUGGCACUUUAACAGUGUUACUGUCAAUGGGAGUGAAGAAGUACGUUAAAUCGUGUAAGGCUGGCAAUGCCGAUGUCAUUAUCAAUUACUAACAUUUAUUGUGUGUUGAAUAUUUUCUGUUAAUUCAGUAGAUUGUGCCUGUUAAUAAUAUUUCGGGAUGUUCCAAAUAUGGCCAGUUAAAUUCACUGCAAAUUAUUUUAGUGUUAGCCUGCAAAAAUCUCAGUUGGUGUAAUAGGUUAAAUAGCCCCAGUUUGAAAUAACGAUACAAGAAGAUAGGUUAUCCAAUAAGUUACUUUUAUGAACUGUCAACCUUGUAUACUGUGUUCAAUUGUUUCCCAUCAUAAUGACUGAAAGAUCAAACAGUAGAAGAUACUGCAGCUAUAAAGGUUGUUCUUCGGAUAGAUUACUUACUAAAAAUGGAGCUAUAUCUUUCUUUAGUUUCCCUAUAAAAGAUACUGAAAGAUGUUCGAUGUGGAUUUCGAAAAGUGGGCGAGAAGAAUUCCGAUAUUUGACACCGAAGGAACUGGGAGAAAAGAAAAUUUGUGAACUCCACUUUGAUCAUGCCAUGUUUUCGAAUGAUUUAAAAACGAAUCUGACCAAACGGGCUUUCCCUCUGGAUUGGAGGGUAAGCUCGAGGAGUCCAGAGCUGAUUCAGAUCGACGAUGACGAGAACAGCAUCGAGUGUGAAAAUUUUGUUCUCCGUGAAAGUCCAGUUACCACAAGCACUAACGGACCAAUAAGUAACGGUGUCUCCGAGAACGAGAACAACACGAACGUUGUAAACACAAACGGUAGUAUAUUGAAUGCGGUAUUGAGCAGUGGAGCCAGUCCGAAGUCAGUUCAGUCCUCUAAGCAAAUUACAGUGGCUACCAACACCGUAGAAGGAAAUCACGGCAACACAACAUUGGACAAAAGCACCGCAAUACCGGCAUCACUAACUAACAAGAAUACGAAAUUCCACAACCUUCCACCGCAGUCGGCGCCUCCGACCGACUUCUACUACCAGCAGUGCCCAUCAGUGGAAGAGACCAAUCACUCGUUCCCUGAGCCACCGGAUGGGGAACUGCCGUUGUUUGUGCAGCAGAGCUCCGUCGUCUCAUUGGCGGAAGAUCCUGAGCCGGCCCACAGUGAAGUGUCGGAGCCCCAACCCAAGCGGAGGCGACGCGACAGGGGUGAUGAUGACCUUGCCGACCAGAUGCGAGAUGCUAUGAAACACCUUAAGAACAUCACUUCUUUGCUCACCAGCUCAGAGGACGAGUUCGAGCUGUUUGGCCGCAGCGUGGCGUUGCAGUUGAAGAAGAUGUCACUUUGUACGGCAUUGACGGUUCAAGCCAAAAUACAACAUUUGCUGUCCCAAUACAGGAUCAGUGAUAUUAAGCGAGAAGCGAAGGACAGGUUGAGACAAGCCACUACGAAUGAGGCUGAUUCGGAGGAAAACAAAUGUGAGGAUAAAGUAAAAGGAGGUGAAGAACACCCGGAAGCCUCGUCACCUCAGCUCUCUCUAACGUGCGCUUCAGAAACAUCAGAUAAUGAAGCGACGGAAGUAGGCUAGGUACUGGGGGCUUGUAGGAUUGUUACCAAUAACAUUUAGACUCAAAUCCUAUCUCUAUAUUAAAAUAUAAGCAGGGUGUUUAAAUGCGCGGAUACAGUUUUGUUUUCAAUUUUUUGGUUAGCCUACAUUAAUUUCAAUCUUUCUUUCCUAGCAUAGUCAAUCUCAAAGCUCAAGAUUAUUUUUACUGAUUGAGUAGAUAUUUUUUGUUUCAUAUGUUUGACCUAAUUUAAUUUUAUAACAAGAAAAUCAUAUAAUGUGAACAUUCUUCGAACAAAGUAUGUUUAUAAAUUUCAUGAAAUUGUAGAAAGUUGCUUUCUAUUGUGAUGUCAAGUUAAUUAAUGGUAAUUCCUUUAUGUAAAAGACAUAAUGAACGUUUCGUUACAAAUUAUUUUAACAGUUUCUAAAACAUUGUUUUAGCAUAAUAAAUAAAAGCAAAAAAAAGAACUAACUACAGUUAAAUUUUGAAACAAUUAACAAAAUUUAUUAUUGUAAACUAUUUUCAUCUUUUAGAGAAUUUUUUAUUUAAACUCAUACAACAUUCUGUUGAACUUGUUUCAUAGUUAUCACAUGCCUAAUAGUUUACUUUCAAUAUAGACAUUGGAAAACCGAACUAUGUAGUGUAUUUUUGUAUCUUGGUUUGUGAUUUACAUUCCCAUGGCAUGUAAUGUGUUUAAAAUCUUUACUUUUUUAGUAAUAUAAAAAAAAAACUUUAAACACAUAGCACAAACAUUGUACAGUUUUGAAGAAGUAUUUCUUUAUUUGUGAUAUUUUUAUAUUAAAAGAUGUUUUAUAUUUAUUGUACAUUUUAAAGCGUUAAUUAGUUUUUGUCAUUAUUAUUACUAGCAGUUUAAGCCCCAAAGUGACAGUUUGGAUGUGAAGAAUCAUAUUUACUGUGCAGUAAAACCAUCGUCGAGGGCCCAGAGAGUCGAGAAUAGACUGAAUUUUAUUUUGCUUAUCUUUCAUAAUUGAUGAAACUAAUUAGUGUUAUUGCAUCACUUCAGUAAUUAAAAAUCUGAUGAUGUUAUUCAAUAUAAUAUUAUGAUGUAUAUAAUUUUAAUUUGUACAUAUUAAUUACAAAACAGAAUUUCUAGUCGUUAGCUUUUAUUUACUUAAAUAUUUCUUUUAAAAUAAAGAUGUAUUUGAAUAAAAUUUGUCCGCUUUCUUUUCA
Molecule: messenger RNA, 2783 nt
Organism: Homalodisca vitripennis (glassy-winged sharpshooter)
Lineage: Eukaryota; Metazoa; Arthropoda; Insecta; Hemiptera; Cicadellidae
Exons: 3
Coding region: 407-1615 (402 amino acids)
Source: RefSeq, a predicted model, not a curated record